Molecule: messenger RNA, 1903 nt
Organism: Closterium sp. NIES-67
Lineage: Eukaryota; Viridiplantae; Streptophyta; Zygnematophyceae; Desmidiales; Closteriaceae
Source: the annotation of a GenBank genome assembly
AGAGGGGAUUUUCAGCCUACGACGCUUCCCAUACAUCUCACGUCUCCAACUGAUAACGAAGAAUGUCGUUCACAUAUCCCUAGUGGACCGUAGCUCACCUCCCUCCGUGUCUGCCGCUAUGUUCCGCGUUCUCCGCCGCCAAACGCGGGCAGCGCUACCGCCGUGCAGCGAGCAAGCCGUAGCGCGCUUCCUAGCACAGACUCACGCCUGCUUAAUCCACUCCACCAGUAAUCCUAAUCCUAACGCGACGGCUAAAAGAGAGGACAGAGAAGGUGCGAGAGACGGUAAUCGCGACAGUGACACAGCCGCGAACCGCCCGUAUCGCGAUCCGAAUCAAGAUAGUCGAGCAGGCGUAAUAGGAGGGGUUGGGAGCGCGACACACGGCCGAGGAACAGACGGGAGAGGUACAGGUCCAGGCCGAUCUGAAGAUUCAAACCGCAACACUUCAAGAGGCGUAGUAGGAGGGGUUGGGAGCGGGACACACGGGCGAGGAACAGGCGGGAGAGGCUCCGGUCCAGGCCGAGGCGCAGUUGAUCGAGGCACCGGUCCAGGCCGAUCCGGAGAGACAAACAGCGCCACGACAGGGGAACCAGGGAAGGUCUGCAGGGGAAGGGGCGAGCAGGGGAUGGCAAGGACGAGCGAAUCUGGCACGACAGGGCCAUUGGGAAAAGUCGGAGUGGGCAUGGCAGGAACGGACGAAGACGGCAGGUCAGGGGAGUUCGGCAGGUCAGGGGAGUUCGGCAGGGCAGGGGAAUUGGAGGAGGCGUGUGGAAGAAGGGGAAUACGAGGUGCCGUAUUCGACGUACCCGCCAGGGACGAAUGAGAAGCUUCAGGAGUGCUUCGAGAGGAAGCUGGCGUGGGAGGUGGAGUACCCCAGCGUCAUGCCCGAGCCUCUGCUGGAGCCCCCUCCUUCCAAGUUCAGAGUGGAGCCCAGCGGGCACCAGAUGCUGCUGACGCUGCGGCGAGAGAGCGAGGAGGACAGAGAAGACAUCUUGCUCGUUGCAAAAUUCGUGGAGGAAAGGGAGGGGAAGGGGGGGAGAGAGGAGGAGGAGGAGGAGGAGGAGGAGGAGGAGGAGGCAGGGAGGGGGUUGAGUGAGGAGGAGAGGAAGAAGAGGCGGUGGCAGAAGAGGGGGAGGGUGGAGGGGGUUACGAUGGAGGAUCUGGUUACCGGGCAGUGGCAGGAGAGGCUUAUGGAGGGGAUGGAGACAGAUGAACGGACAGAGAUCGAGUGGCAGACCAACCAGGGCUUUAACCUGACGCCCAUCCACGUGCGAGUGAGCAUCUGCAGUCUCAAAGCCAUCCGCGACAGCAAGAGUCAAAACCCAGCUCGUUCUAGACCGGGGAAUUUACAGGAGAAACAGCAACUACCGGCGGCAACACCAGAAGCCCGGCCUUCUGCGACUGCAGCUGCUGCAGAAAUGCAAGGAGCAGGCGCAAUCCCUAUGGAAACAGCGCCAGGAGAAGCAGCAGGGUCUACUUUUGAGGCGCCUCAAGAAUUGCAAGAAGCAGGUGCAAUCUGUAUAGAAGCAGCAGGAGAAGCAGCAGGGUCAACAGCGCUAGCAGCAUCAGGAGCAGUGGCUGCAUACCCGAUAACGGUCGACUGCCUGGUGCUGGGCCACCACCACUGGAAGAUCCUCCGAGUGGAGUCAGUGGAUCCCCAGGCUCCACCUUCUCGCGUUCCUGCCUAUGGGCAACCACACGAUCUAUUGAGCCCAGAGUUGCAACAAGAAUGGGAAACGUUUCUAUUUCGUCGAGGAUUUACGGGAGUCCUUGCACGCUAUAUCCGGGUGUACCUAGAAUGCAAGGAGCACCAUGAGAACGUACGCUGGUUGGAUAGGAUGUACAAGUGGUUCUCUAAUUGAUAUGGUGUAGCACUUUUAGUUAAAAAAAAACAUACACGCAU